AUGGAAGCUAACAAAAAAGCGAAUCCAAGUUCCAAAGACGUGAUCAGCAAUCUACCAGAUGAUCUUCUCUGCCAUGUCCUGUCUUUCCUGACUACAAAAGAGGCUGCUUUAACAUCGGUGCUCUCGAAGCGAUGGUCGAAUCUGCUUCAAUCGGUCCCCGUUCUCGAUUUCGACGAUUCCGCGUUACUCCGCCCCAAAUUCGGUCCACGAAACGUCACCGUUUUCAAGGAUUUCGUCGAUAGGUUACUCUCUCUCCGGGUGAAGAACUCGUCGCCGGUUAAGAGAGUCUCUCUCAAAUGUCGUCACGUACUUGAACCGGAGCGCUUAAUCCGGUGGAUACGAACGUUUAUCGAUCUCGGUGUGUUAGAUCUCUCUCUAAGCUUCGAUUACAGGAUUUUCAUUUUGCCGUUAAACGUCCUGACGAGCAAGACACUGGUAAACCUCAGAAUCGGAGCAAAGAUCCGUCUUUUCUACUCUCCUUCAGAUUCCGUUUCUCCGAAUGUUGAUUCACUCGUUCUUGAUUCGAUUACGUUUGAGGAUGGUAAGCUUGGGUUUCAGCCGAUUCUCUCAGCUUUCCCUGCGCUUAAGUCCCUGCGGAUCCAUGGAUCGAACAAGUGGAACUAUUGGAACGGGUCUAUCUCAAGUCCAACACUGAAGAAACUUGUGCUCACGAGUGAUGGUGAUGCUUCUGCUCCUAAACGCUGCGUUUCGUUUGACACUCCGGGUCUUGUUUGCUUGGAGUAUUCGGAUAUGGUUGCGGAUAAGUACGAGAAGCUGAAACUGGACAGCCUUGUUGAAGCCAGGCUUGAUCUUCUGUUGAAUGCGAACCAAAUCAUGCGCAAGAAUGCUCCGGAGAGUGUUGGUUUUGUGCCUGGUGAUGUUACGGCAUUGUUCAUGGGGAUACGAAAUGUCAAGAUCCUCUGCUUAUCUCCGGAUGCUCUGGAUGCUCUCUAUUACCGCGGUGAGAGGAUGCCAGUGUUCAACAAUUUGAUUAGUUUAACUCUGGGAAGUGAUAAACCUCAUGGCUCUCCAUACGUCUUCUGGAAAUUGCUUCCAUCUCUGCUUCUCAACUCGACAAACUUAGAAACUCUCAUCAUCAAGGGUCUAGUGCACUAUGUAAGAGAAGGAUGGGAAGGUGUACACUUGCAUAUUUCUUGGGAUGGUGUGUCUGAUUCUCUGUCAUCAUCGGCAGUGAAGGUUCUAAAGAUCAAUGGGUAUAGAGGAACUAGUCAGGAGCUUAAUCAGCUGAAGCGUUUCUUGGGGAAAUUAUCGCAUCUUGAAAUGGUUACGGUUGAUCAUGGAUCUAUGGAUGAUAGAGGAAGAUUUCGUCUGUUGAAGGAUCUCUUGUUUCUUCCCAAAGCUUCAUCCAAAUGCCAGAUCCAAGUCAUGAAGUAA
Microthlaspi erraticum is the source of this 1395-nucleotide messenger RNA. The record is from the annotation of a GenBank genome assembly. Lineage: Eukaryota; Viridiplantae; Streptophyta; Magnoliopsida; Brassicales; Brassicaceae.